AUGUCCGUCAGUCUGUCUGAGACGGGGAGAAGGGGCCCCGCCCCGGGGGGAUAUCCGCUGAACGAGGAGGAAGACCUGCGGGUCGCCCUGGCCAGCAACGUCGCGCAGCAGAUCCCGGCAGAGCUCGACGAAGUCAACGGCGAGCCCAAGGCCAUGGACCUCGAGGGCAACAUCCUCGACGCCAUAGCGAACCGCAAAACGCAGGUCAUGCAGCAGCAAAUGCAGCUCCAGGCGAAGACCGCCGGGGACAACGAAGAGGCGUCGGCGCUGGGCAACGUGCUGGGCCGCAAGUCACAGCGGGACACCAUGGUGUGUCCUCACUGCGGGAAACACGCCGAGUCCGGCGGGACGAGCGACCCCCGCGCGACCUGGGUGCGCGUCGACGGAGCGCACACGGGCGAGCGCCCCGACCCCGCGGCCGCCUCGACCCCCCGCGCGAAGAACGUCUUCAACUACCAAAAAGUCCUCCGGCUGGAGAUGGAGACGCGGCGGCUGACGCGGGACCUGAACAAGGCGCACGCGAGCCUCGUGGAGUCGGAGCGCAAGUGGCGCAUGGAGCGCAAGGCGCUGGUCGACUCGUUCCGGGAGGACUUGCACCACAAGGAGGUGUCUCUACAGCAGCUGCAGAAAGAGAUGCGGGACCUGCCGCGGAAGAUGCGGGACGCGCAGGCGCAGCUCGCCGAGAGCAACGCGCGCGCGGUCGCUUCGGAGAACCUGGCGGCGGAGACGCAGCGGCAGCUGGUGGCGACGGAGCGCGAGGUGGUGAAGAUGCGCGCGGCUCUCACGAAGCAGGGCGAGCGCGUCAAGGAGCUCCGCGGGCGCAACCAGCACUUAAAGACUGCCAUGGGCCGCAUGAGCGCCACCGUCGGGCCGCUGCGGGACCAGCAGACGCGGCUCGCGUACCUCCUUCUGUGCAAGCUCCGCGAGCUGAACGAGACGGGGAUGUCCCUGAAGGACGCCGAGCAGAAGGCGGACGAGCACCACAAGCGGGCGCUAGCGAGCGACGACAUGAACAAGAUGUCGGAGGAGGUGGCGGGGUCGCUGGUGCGGGAGAGCGCGAAGCAGCAGGACAGCAUCUUCGAGCUGCGGAAGCAGCUGCAGCGGGCGGCGCGGGAGGCCGCGGACGAGCGGCAGCGCGCGGCGCGGGCACGCAGCGACAAGAUCCAGGCGGAGAACGCGCUGCAGGCGGUGAUGAACAGCCGCGACCUGUACGAAACGAAGACGCGCGACCUCCAGCAGAACAUCAACUCGGCGGCCGAGGAGAAGCAACAACUGCGAGGGAUGGUCGAGGAGCUCUCGCACCGCGUGGGCGAGCUCGAGAACAUGCUGGCGGAGGACGACGAGGAGCGCAACGCCAUCAAGUCCCUGAUCGGCCCCUUCAAGUUCGAAAUGAUGGCCUGCCGCGGGAUGUGCCUCACGCUCGAGGAGAUGCCCGACACGACCAGCAAGGUCCGCGAGCAGUCCAAGAUCAUCCGCAACCAGCGCGCCCUCGACCUCCUCAAGGACUUUGUUCAAUGGCGAAUCGAGAAGUCUGCCUCGACGUGGCGCGUCGAGCGCAUGAAACACCAGGGCGCCAGCGCGGCGAUAUCGCGGUACGGGUCCGCGACGUCCCAGGUGCUCGACGAGAUCGCUGCCGCCGUCCCUGCGCUGCACACUCCGGCGGGGGCCAGCCCCGCUCCGCACGAGCGUGGCGGCGUGACGCGGCCGAACAGCUCGAUGCACCCGCGGCGGGGCGCACUCACGCCGGAGGUGCAGGCGGUCACCAGCCCGAAGGUCCGGGACACCCCCGCCACGUCGAGUCCGGGGGCUGUUGCUGUGCCUGCGCUUGGGUCGGUCCCCGAAGACAAGUCGGCGGUCGACGCGGGACGGGGGAGGGUUCCGGCGCCGCGGAGCCCCCACGCGCGGCCAACGACGGCGAGCCCGACCCGUGCGCGGCCAACGACGGCGCCGGCGCCAGCGACGACGCCGGCGACCGGCCGGGUCCCGCCCGCGCGCCCGACGACGGCGGCGGCGCCGCGGCCGCGCACGGAAGCGCGCUCGCCGACCCGUCCUCCAUCUACGUUCGGCGCCGGGCACAGGCUGUACAGCAGCCGCAACCAGAAGCGCGACCGCAUUGCAGAGGUCAUCGCGCGUCCCGGCGCCUCCGUGCGGCCCGCGACAGCGCACACCGCGCGCCAGGGCCUCGACAAAGACGUCCUCCGCGGGAAGAGCGCGGACGUGUGGGAGUCCCGCCCCGGCGUGGCGCCGCGGCAGCAGCCGUGGGCGACCCACGUCGAGCGCCCUCCGCUCGCCACCCAGCGCCGCGCCGCGAGCCCCCACCGCAGCGCGCACUGCUACGUCUGCGCGGGCCCCACCGGCUCUCCGCGGGCGGCCACAGCCGCGGCGCCGGCGUCCCCGACCUCCCCUCGCCUGCGCGUGCUCCAGGUGUACGGGGAGCCCGCAGUGGAGGGCGCGCCGACGACACGCGGCCUGCCGCGCGAACAGGAGGCGGUGCGGCCCGGCACGGGCUUCGUGAGCGCGCCGGGGCGGCACGACCGGCCCGGGACGGUCGGGGCCGGCAUCGCGACGGGCGACCAGCACGUGGCAGGAAACGAGCGGAGCGCCGGUAGGCUCGAUUUGGCGUACGCGUUCGCGGGCGGGGACAUCGAGGUGAUAUUGGAGCGGAUCCGGCCGCACGUGGGGGCUUCGUUGGAGGACGCAUAG
Pedinophyceae sp. YPF-701 is the source of this 2703-nucleotide messenger RNA. NCBI's taxonomy places the organism in Eukaryota, Viridiplantae, Chlorophyta, Pedinophyceae. The record is from the annotation of a GenBank genome assembly.